AUAUGCCAGUGUUUGCCUUGCAGGGCCUCUGACUGGAAGCUGGACCAGCCAGAUUGGACUGGACGCCUCCGCGUUACCUCUAAAGGGAAAAUUGCCUAUGUAAAGCUAGAGGACAAAGUUUCAGGGGAGCUUUUUGCCCAGGCUCCAAUCGAUCAAUAUCCUGGCAUUGCAGUGGAGACAGUGAAUGAUUCAAGCCGGUAUUUUGUCAUCCGGAUUCAGGAUGGAAACGGGCGCAGCGCCUUCAUCGGCAUUGGCUUUGGAGACAGAGGAGACGCCUUUGACUUCAACGUGGCCCUGCAGGACCACUUCAAGUGGGUGAAACAAGAGACAGAAAUCUCCAAGGAGUCCCAGGAGUUGGACAGCAGGCCCAAGCUCGACCUUGGUUUCAAGGAAGGACAGACCAUUAAACUGAACAUUGGGAAUAUGCCCACCAAGAAAAGUGGGUCAGCCAAGCCCCGCCCCACCGGAUCAGGUGGACUCAGCCUCCUCCCGCCACCGCCGGGGGGCAAAAUGGCUUCUCCUCCUGUUCCCCCUCUUCCGUCAACAGCCAUCGCUAACCACGUAACUCCACCCCCCGUGCUGAAAUCCGGCAGUGCUGGCAACACAGAUGUCCUACUAGACUUUGAUUUGCCAUCUCCUGCUUCCAAGGGGCCCACACCUGCCAUAGUUCCAACCACUGCAGACCUUUGGGGAGACUUCAGUACUGCACCCAGCGCAGUUCCCAGCCAGUCUCCUCAGCCGUCGAACUGGGUUCAGUUCUGAAGAAGUGGAAUGGAGGAAAUGGAAAUGGACCAGUGACCAAGGCUGAUGGGCCCACUUGGCAUGGGAGUUACCUGACAUCCUUGGCUCUUUAGUC
This is a messenger RNA of Python bivittatus (Burmese python), 856 nucleotides long. NCBI's taxonomy places the organism in Eukaryota, Metazoa, Chordata, Lepidosauria, Squamata, Pythonidae. The record is from RefSeq and is a predicted model, not a curated record.